Molecule: messenger RNA, 2784 nt
Organism: Orbicella faveolata
Lineage: Eukaryota; Metazoa; Cnidaria; Anthozoa; Scleractinia; Merulinidae
Product: melanocortin receptor 4-like
Biological process (GO): G protein-coupled receptor signaling pathway
Cellular component (GO): plasma membrane
Molecular function (GO): G protein-coupled receptor activity
Source: RefSeq, a predicted model, not a curated record
AUCGUAGCCAAUCAGAAAACGGCAUUCGUGAUAGAACGCUACAGUAGAUUUAUACUAAAACAGAAUAGGCAGUAAGUAGCUAGCGCAGCCAAUAAGGGAUCAUAAGAGAACGGUAUUGAUGAUGGAACGCUAGUAGAUCUGUAGACUGCGAAUAGUCUCUCUUUUCCUCGAAAAUCCGUGGGGAAGAACGCAAGACAAGUAAGUGUGCGAGCGUGAAUGCAAGCGUGACGUACGAGCGGCGAUGCUGCGAGCCGCUAGUGCUCGUCUUCCAACGCCCGCGCUACUAGCGGCUCGCGGCAUCGCCGCUCGCACGUCACUCUCACAGUCACGCACGCACGCUUACUUGUUUUGCGUUCUUCCCCACGGAUUUUCGAGGAAAAGAGAGACUGCUUGCAGUCUAGUAGAUCUAUACUAAAAAUCGAUAGACAUAUGCUAGUCUUUCCAAUGUACUGGGCGUUGCAGCCUUGUGUACGAAUGGGUAUAUUAUUCGUGAUGCGACAUCAUUACAUUUAAAAUUCUUCUUAGUGCUGAGAAAGGGCAGUUUUCUAGUUUGAGUAUAUCUUUUAUUGAACUUGUCACUUGGCACGAACUUGAGAGAGCUUUCAUCAAAACUUCUUCCGCAGAAAGUUUUGGUAAUUAGUAUUUAGGCCCACCUGUUCAAAUAUUUCUUUUAUAACAACAUGGGUAAUAAAAUGUUAACCAAUCACAGAAGAACAUUCUAGUGACGUCAACAAAUGAACAAUUUAAGAAAGUGACGGGUGGCAACAUGCGUCCUACACCGGAGCUAAAAAGAUCAGAUUUGCGUUAUAAUCGCGAUAUUUAAUUGAUAUUUACUUUGUACGGCUGACAAGAAUAUGAAAACCGAAGUGUUGUAGAAAUAGGUGUCGCGUUAAUUUACAUUAGAGCAGUUACUUGGUUUUAAUUUCCAGUUUGAAUUUACUAAGCUAGCUGGGUUGUGGUUCCUUUUAAGCCUUGAUAAACAAAAAUUAUUCACAGCAUAUCUCAAAAUGACUUAAGUACCAACACGUUACAGUUUAGCAGAGACCCAGACACAUUUUUACGCGAAUUUUUUUCCAGAGGGAGGAUGCCAUGGUACAUUGUUGGUGAUUGCCCCGCUGGAAGGAUGCCUAAUGCAAUAUCAUGGCGAAUCAGCUUCCUCGUCAUAGGAGAGAUCAGCACCUUAUCUCUCGAUUUUUGCCCAGAUAAACGAAAACACUUUGAUGAACCAUCAGUUUCUCAAAACUACAAACAUUAAAACAAUUUGACAUCCAGUAUAGCGAUCAGAAUUUCCCUCUUGAAUUAGAAACUGUUAAGGUGUCAGAAAAAGAGACUUAAAAAUUGCUAUGAUCUUAAUUUGUAAAAAAGGCAAUAAUUAGACAAAGGCGUCUUCAAGUCUCACGAGGAACAGCUUCUGAAACUUGACAUUCAGCCAUUGUUUGCUUUGCCUUCCUGUAUCAUUGGUUAUCUGUGCUGAACCGAUUAUGAUAAUUUCCCACCAAAAGUUGCAAUCCAACUGAGACUACAUGUUCGUUCGCUAAACCAAGACUUAUGUCACAGGAUUUGUGUUACGGUUAAUGGAAUAUGAAAACUGUUUAUCAAUUCCAAAAACAAAGUGAAGGUUUGAUUACGACGAAUCGUUAGACAUGUUAGGUUCGAUGACGAGUAAACAUUUCCAAGACACCUACUUCAGUGGCUAAGUCACCCAGAGAGUUGCUUUACUAACACUUAAUUAACCGGCGACGGAACGCAAAAUGCAAGUGGAAAACACCAGUUUCUACAAGACACAUGAAAUCUGGAACUUCUUGGAAACGGAUAAAUCCUUAGCACUGUCUGUGGGUGUCAUCAUGGUUAUAAUGUGCCCAAUGAUUGUCUUUGGAAAUACACUGAUUAUCUCUGUUGUGUGGAAAGACCCUUUAAGAAACCUUCGUUCGUUCACUUCCAGCUACAUACUACAGUCACUAGCCAUUGCUGACUUUUUGGUGGGUUCCAUCCUGUGUCCUCUACAUUCUUAUUGGUCGCUGACAUCAGCCGUUGGCGAUGAACCACUUUUCUCCGUGCGUGUGCCACUGUCUCUAAACGCCAUCUUGAUAAGCGUGUCAGUAGGUCAUGUGCUGUUAUUGACCAUCGAUAGAGUUUUGGCAUUGCUUGCACCGCUGCAGUAUCGAGUCAAAGUGACUAACAGACGUGUCUGUACCGUGAUUUGCGCUAUUUGGGGUUACGCCUUGGUUCUGGGAGUUUUUCACGUUGCGCUUGCCGAUCACUUCCUUAUUUUCAGCAUAAUAUACACUGCGCAAGUCCUCAUAGCCGUUUCUGCCGUCAUUUGUAUGAAUAUCGCGAUUCUCUGUCACUUUCUGAAGGAUUCCACGAGGAGCGAAAAUUCAACGGAGGCAGUGCCAAUCCGACAUUUUUAUCAAAGAGAGAAAAAUCUCAACAAGGCCAUAGCCCUCAUAGUGUGCACAAAUGUUGUUUGUUUCACUCCAUGGCUAUUAAUCGAGACAAUACUAUAUUUAUGCAUGUUAUGUCGCCCAAACCUGGAGUCACUAAUGAAAGGGCUCGGGUUUUCAUCAAUUCUGAUAUAUAUUAUUUCUUUGUUGAAUCCUCUUCUAUACUCGUGGCGCUUGGCAAGAUUUCGAAACUCGCUCAAGCAUUUGUUAUCAAACAGUCCCCACAGGGUUCCGCACGAACAACCAGAACAUGUGGAGCAGGAGGAGUACGACACGAGACUUUAGUUAAUUUGUAGCAAAAUACGCUAAUUAGGCUAAGACGAAUAAACAAGGGAAGUAA